Messenger RNA from Zingiber officinale, 1266 nucleotides. RefSeq names its product late embryogenesis abundant protein D-34-like. The transcript has 3 exons. The record is from RefSeq and is a predicted model, not a curated record. NCBI's taxonomy places the organism in Eukaryota, Viridiplantae, Streptophyta, Magnoliopsida, Zingiberales, Zingiberaceae. Bases 397 to 1221 code for a protein of 274 amino acids.
UUAUUCAACCACUUCAAGCACGAUCCCUUGAGCUGAGUUCAACCAUGUUUGACCGGACACAGGCGCAGGGGUCAAUGAAAGAGAAAUUACCCUCUGAACGUACACUCUCGACUCCUCCGCGGCACCGCCUCUCCGCCGACUAAAUCGCCGCCGUGCCAUUUCAGACCGCUCCACGCGCCAACAACAUUUGCGCCACCUCUGCCUUCAUUUAACAAAUUAUUCACACGUGCCCAUGCUCACGCGCGCUUCCAUGUACGUGCCAGCGACCCCCACCACAUCUCCACUCCCUCUGUUAAUGCGGUCUCUGUAUAUAAAGCUACAGCAAGUGCAGAUGCCCACCACCAUCGGAAACUCUCUGAAAUCGGAAGUCUUGAGUACAUCUCUCAUCUCUGCACAAUGAGCCAGGAACAACCACGAAGGCCCAGCCAAGGUGAGGGAGAUGCGGCCAUUAGGUACGGGGACGUGUUCCCGGUGGCCGGUGAGUUGGCGGACCAGCCCGUUGCGCCACGAGACGCCGCCAUGAUGCAGUCCGCUGAGUCCACGAUUUUCGGCCAGGCGCUCAAGGGAGGCGCCGCUGCCGCAAUGGAGUCAGCCGCCACCCGCAACGAGCAGCGCCGCGCCGUGGAACACGACCAGUUCAGCGCGCUCCCACGAGAUCAGGGGGUCACCGUCACCCAAACUGACGUCCCCGGCCAGCCCAACCUCCGACUCGUCACCGAGUUCGUCGCCGGUCAGGCCGUGCGCCAGUACGUCGUCGGCGUGGAAGGUCAGCGAGGCGGAAAUAAUGAAGGAGAGAGGGAUGCUGAUGUCCGUGGCGGCGUGGCAACGUGGACUGACAAGGUAACAAUUGGGGAGGCACUGGAGGCGACGGGAAGAACUGCAGGAAAUAGGCCGGUCGAGCCCAGCGACGCCGCCGCCAUCCAGGCCGCUGAGGCGUCCGCGACAGGCGUGCCGGGGGUCAUUCCCGGCGGCGUCGCGGCAGCUGCCCAGGCGGCGGUUAUCUCGAACGCCUGGAUUGACAGAGAGGAGGACAAGACUAAAUUGGGCGACGUGCUUGCGAACGCGACGGAGAGGAUUGCGGCGGACAAGGAGGCGACGAGGCAAGACGCGGAGAGGGUGGUGAGGGCGGAGAUAAGGAACAACCCUGACUUGGAGACACGCAACGGCGGAGUAGCCAACACGGUGGCGGCGGCGGCGAGACUAAAUGAGCGUUCAACUUAAUAAAAUGGGUGUGAAGAUGAGAUGGUAACCACCUUGCUUGUAGAA